Molecule: messenger RNA, 4708 nt
Organism: Salvelinus fontinalis (brook trout)
Lineage: Eukaryota; Metazoa; Chordata; Actinopteri; Salmoniformes; Salmonidae
Gene: rbm10
Product: RNA binding motif protein 10
Exons: 22
Coding region: 354-3257 (967 amino acids)
Biological process (GO): mRNA splicing, via spliceosome
Cellular component (GO): nucleus
Molecular function (GO): RNA binding
Source: RefSeq, a predicted model, not a curated record
CUAAACGUAGCCAUUUUCAUUUGUGGACCCGAACUAGCUAGCUAACGCUAUCACUCAGUACAAACCUGCAUAUGUAGCUAGCUAAUGCUAUCUCCCAGUACAAACCUGCAUAUGUAGCUAGCUAAUGCUAUCUCCCAGUACAAAGCUGCAGAUGUAGCUAGCUAAUGCUAUCUCCCAGUACAAACCUGCAGAUGUAGCUAGCUAAUGCUAUCUCCCAGUACAAACCUGCAUAUGUAGCUAGCUAGAUCAAUAUCAUUACACCAAGUCGUUUUACUUGAACUCGAGGAAGAGUGUGGAAAUGCUGCGACUGUAGGAGAGGAGGAGGAGAGCGAACAGACAGUCAGUGGACCAGUAUGCACUAUGACAGAAGAAGGGUGGGUCGGGGAGACUGCAACAGCUCCUCCGACAACGACUACCGCUACAUGGACUACCGCGGCUACGGACAGGAAGAGGCGGAGCCGGGGUCAGGAUAUGACUUCAGAGCUGCCUCCGGCCACGGGGACCAAGCCGACCGACUGGCGUGCGUCCGGGAGUUCGCGACCCCGGGCCGUCUCCACGACAACCGGCCGGGGUUCCGUCAGACGCGUCGGGGAAGAGGGGAAGGGGGCGGUCCGGGUCGUGUGGGUAAAGGGUUACUAUCAUCCUGCCCCCCUCGAUCCCAGGUCCUACUCCAGCCAGAGGUAGCCCUGCCCAGGCUGCAGAGAGAGGAGAGCGAAGAAGAGCAAUACAGGAGAGACUUCCAGAGCUUCAGGCCUGGGUCCGAGGCCGGAGGAAGGGGGGGAUACCCAGAUAACCACACCUCUCACCCAGGGGAGAGAGAGAGAGAGGGAGACUGGGGGAGGAUGGAAGGUGGAGGACAGGAGGAUUACAACACCGUGAGAAGAGGACCAGGGGUGGAGAAGAGGUUCCCCAGAGGAGAAGGACUAGGGAAGAGAAAGAGUUUCUCUAUGGGUUGUCCCGGUGAGGACCGUGAGGGUCCUGGGUUCCUAGGGGGCCCAGAUCCCACCUCAUCCUCCUCCUCUUCCUGUAUAGAGCACCCAGUUCAGAUGGACUACAGACCAGACGUCCUGCACCUCAACCAGAGACCCUCCAACAUCAUCAUGCUACGCAUGCUGCCACCCAACGCAACCGCCAACGAGAUCCGUGCCCAGCUUCAGGACCAGGGGAUUGACCCAACAGAGGUUGUGAUUCGCCUGAUGACAAACAAGUCUUCAGGUCAGAGCCGUGGAUUCGCCUUCGUGGAGUUUAAUCACAUACAGGAGGCCUGCCGCUGGAUGGAGACCAAUCAGAUGGUUCUGUCUGUCCUAGACCAGAGGGUGUCUAUGCACUACAGCGAACCUAAACCACGGGCCAACGAGGACUGGCUCUGUAACAAGUGUGGCGUUCAGAACUUCAAGAGGAGAGAGAAGUGCUUUAAAUGUGGUGUUUCCAAAUCAGAGGCAGAGCUGAAACUGCCCCAGCUGAGGGAGUUACCCCUGGAGGGAUAUCAGAAGGAUGGGGCCCAGGGCUUAUUGCCCAUCCCUGUCCUUUACCAGCCUGCUGCUGCCGCCACCUCUACUGCCCUCACCAAUGCCGGGGCAACUAACACACAACCGCCUGAGGUGGCCAACGACACUCUGAUCCUGAGGAACCUGGGUCCCCAUACCUCCCUGGAGUCCAUUCUGUCUACUCUGGCUCCCUUCGCUACUCUGUCCCCUUCUAAUGUUCGACUGAUCAAAGACAAACAGACACAACUCAACCGGGGAUUCGCUUUCCUGCAGCUGUCUACUAUAGUGGUGAGGAGAUACCUUCAGCUGUCUACUAUAGUGGAAGCAUCUCAGCUGCUCCAGAUCCUCCAGGCCUUACAGCCAAGUCUCUCUAUAAACGGGAAGGCCAUCUCUGUCGAGUUCGCAAAGGGAUCCAAACGUGAUGUGUUUCUGACUGAUGGUAGUAGAGUGAGUGCUGCGACAGCUGCCAGUACAGCCAUCGCUGCUGCACAGUGGUCCGUUACCCAGAAGGCCCAGUCCCUGUCCUCUACCUCCCGGCAUGGUGUGGAUGUGGGGUUGUACCACCAGGGGGCAGCAGUAACCCUAGGAGUCUGUGAAGAAGAGGAGAACCUGGACUACACCGUGGGGCCUGAGGGCCCGGACUACAAGGCCCAGACAGCAGUGGUCUCGUCUGGAGUGGACGGCGUACAGCUCUCUUCGGGACAAUCACAAGCUCCGCUGAUCACUACGGCAACCACACAGCAGGUAGAGAUAGUGGGUAAGCCUCAGCCUGCUACUCCCACCCACCCUGCCACCCCUGGAACUGCACACGAGUACCAACAAUACCCGGUACCGGACGUGUCCACCUACCAGUAUGAGGAGAGUUCUGGCUACUACUACGACCCUCUAACUGGACUCUACUACGACGCCAAUUCACAGUACUACUAUAACAGGGUCACUCAGCAGUAUAUGUACUGGGACGGAGAGAAGCAGACAUAUAUUCCAGCUCCCGCCCAAUCAACUGAGGCUGUCGUUGCCCCCGGUGAUAACCCCGCCCCCUCCAACCCCCCCUCUGCUGCCCUCGGAGGCAAGGAGAAGAAAGACAAGCCCAAAAACAAGACCGCACAACAGAUAGCGAAGGACAUGGAGCGCUGGGCUAAGAGUCUGAACAGACAGAAGGAGAACGUUCGCUCUCUCUCCUCUUCCUCCUCUUCCUCCUCCGUGACCCCUGUGACCUCUAUGGCUCUUUCCCCUGGUUACACCGUGGCGCCUGGACACGGUCGCCUUGACGACCGCAGAGAGUCCGCCAGCGCAGACGCCGGAUAUGCUGUCCUGGAGAAGAAGGGGGCGUUGUCUGAAAAAGCUCAGAUCAUCCUGGACCAGCUCAGACACACAGAGCGCUCCCCUCCUCAGGUGCAGGGUUUGGUGCCGGCCUACAAUGGAGAGACGGACAGCGAGGGAGAGGAGGGAGGAGAGAAGGAUGAGAGGAUGACAGACUGGGCUAAGCUAGCCUGUCUUCUGUGUAGGAGACAGUUCCCCAACAAGGAAGCUCUCAUACGACACCAGCAGCUCUCUGAGCUACACAAGCAAAACCUGGAACAGAGGUCGUCUCAGCAGGAGGGCGGAGCGGGAGAGAGGAGGGACAAAGGAGGUCUCCUCACCGAACCACCAGACCCGAAGAAGAGGAAGUACAGCCCCCUUGAUGGUACGGCUGGCAGUAGUCUAGGCGCCAGGAUGCUGCAGGGAGGGGUGAAGAAUGGCCUGCUGCUACGUAACAUGCAAGUGGACUGACCCCAGACCUCUUACCUCUAGCCCCUGACUGUUAACCCGCUCCAGGGUGAAGUGUCCCCUAGGUCUGUACAGAUCUAGGAUCAGCUUCCCCCUUCCUGAAUCCUAAUCUAUUUUUUAACAUGUUUUUUUAAAUAAAAACUUUUUACCACUUUUUCGUGGUAUCCAUUUGGUAGUUAGUUUUGUCGGUACGGACUCGGGAGAGGCGAAUGUCGAGAGCCACGCGUCAUCCGAAACACGACCCAGCCAAGCCGCACUGCUUCUUGACACAGCGCCCACUUAACCCGGAAGCCAGCCACACUGAUGUGUCGGAGGAAACACAGUACACCUGGCGACCGUGUCAGCGUGCACUGCUCCCGGCCCGCCACAAGGAGUCGCUAGUGCGCGAUGGGACAAGGACAACCCUCCCCUAACCCGGACGACACUGGGCCAAUUGUGCGCCGCCUCAUGGGUCUGCGACACAUCCUGCUGCAACACAGCCUGGGAUCGAACCCAGGUCUGUAGUGACGCCCUCUAGCACUGCGACGCAGUGCCUUAGACCAUUGCACCACUCAGGAGGCCCCCGAAUCCUAAUCUUAACCAUUAGUGGGAAAAUCUAUAGAUAGACAGACAGAUAGAUACUCAAAUCUGAUCGCUGCACAGGAAGAGGAUAUGACAUCAACGCUAUAGGAGAUCAAUAUGGAGCUCACCAACAGCCAUGGACGACAGAGAAAGGACAUUUUGAUUCACUAAAGAUAACCACUGGCACAAACGAUUCUCAACAUAUAUGAUAUUAUAAGCAAUUUUACAUUACAAUAGAAAUGAUAGGCCUUCAAUCUGUUACAUUCACUGAUAACAUUGACUCUACAUUUGACGUGAAAACAAGUCCUUAAUAAGAGCAUUUAGUCCCCAGAAGGGAAAAGGUUGGCAACCACUGGUCUAUACACCACCUUUGUUUGAUUGGAAACGGUACGUAAUGCUGUGAGAGUUUUAUAUUGAUACUUAACAAAUAGGAAGACAUUUCUGUCUGUGUUUUCAUGGGCUACACUCUAGUUCCCUGCAGAUAAUCUGGGCGUAUGGUCACCCGAGAUGGCUUGAGCUGACAAAUGAGUUAUAGACUGCAUUACAGAGACAAUAAUGUGUUUUUACUAGAGAAAGCUUAGGAGUAGAACGAUCCCUCAUUGUCUCUAAAUCAUCCUUGCGACUGGGAAACUAAGCCAGGGUGGGGGUUAAGACAACAACCCCCUGCAGAUAACGACAGGAUGAACCCAGAGUGACUUAUGAUGCUCCUUGGUCUGCAUGGGAGGGGUGGAACCAGCCAUGACUAAGCAUUCUUAGUGUCAGCUGUAUGAAGAACUCUGCUUGUCUGUAAAAGUUAGGCUGCUCGGCCCAACAGUCAAUACUGUGGGGUUGACUAGUCUCAUUAUUGCAAUAACUAAUCAAUGUUAAAUAAAGAUGAUUGUUUGAAGAAAUGA